AUGCCACUAAUCCUUGUGUCAACCCACAUAACUUCAAUUACCUCCUUAGAGAAUGUCCCUCCCAGGCGCUUCUCCAACAAGCACAAGGCUUCCUCGUGCGACGCCCAAUCCCCUGCCUGCGUAGCCAAGGGCGGCCACUGCUGCUAUUCGUGUACACCAGAAGAGGAUCUAAUCCCUAAUCUCUGCACCCCUGGAAACUGUUCCUGCUGUGUUCAUAAAACAUCAGGGCCCUCGUGCAGCAUCCUUACUAACGAGUGUAGAGCCUUCGGGGGCCGCUGCAGCGCCACAUGCAGCACAGACGAGGAUCACUAUCAGGAUAUCUGCUCCUCUAGAGAAUGCUUCUGCUGCAUUAACAAGCCAACGUGCCAGAGCCAGACGUAUGAGUGCCGGGUCAGAGGAGGACGGUGCAGCGCCACCUGCGGCAGAGACGAGGACCCACACCUCGGCCUCUGCACCAGCAGAACCUGCUUCUGCUGUGUUAAAAUUUCGCCAACUUCCUGCGAACAACAAUCCGAUUGUACCAUGAUAAAAGGCAAGUGUAAGACCCAAUGUACAGCUCCAGAUAUCUCCUACCCUGAUCUGUGUUUGGGCAACCCGUGUACCUGUUGCUCCUCCUUGGUGAAGCCCAGCAGCCCUGAGUCCUGCUCAAGGGCCGAGGGCUACUGCAUUCCUUCUUCUCAACUCUGCUGGGGCGUCUUCUGGGGCUCCUGUGGCUCCAGCCAGCAACUCUGCUGCGUCGAUUAGGAACAAGUAACACCGACUGAACUUGGAACAUUUAUGAGUCCUUUUUUCGGCCCAUUUUAGGUAAUGCAACUCUGAGUAUUUGCCAAAGUCCCUUUGAGUGUUAUCGGCAUAUUUAUUAUUUUAUUUAUAUGUAACAAUAAAGGUCCUUAGACAAUCAUGAUCAGUUCCAAUCAAGCUUGCAUUACCAACAGUGUAACAACUGCUUCUACGUUCUGAAUAUAACAUUUGAUAUCAUAAUCUGUAACAAUGUCAACUGUUUUAAAUGUUUCUUAAUACGCUACUGUUAUCUAGCGAAUUAUUAAAGGUUUGAUAACGGCUGAAUAAUAACUUCCAUACAAUCGUUUAGGGCCAAUGAAGAUACUCCACAUUGGCAUAGGGACUUGUCUGUCAUAAAUAUUUAUACCUGUUUCCAAGCUUCUUUAUUUAUACUUUCUCAUAUAUAUCUAUUUAUCUGUUUUGGAUUAUUAUUAUUGAUCAAUCUUUAAUCAUUGAUAUGGAACAUUGUGUCUGAUCUUUAAACGAAUUGGAUAAUAUAUAUAUAUAUAUAUAUAUAUAUUAUAUAGGGACCCAUAUACAGGUAUAUCUUUCUGAAUGU
Molecule: messenger RNA, 1339 nt
Organism: Procambarus clarkii (red swamp crayfish)
Lineage: Eukaryota; Metazoa; Arthropoda; Malacostraca; Decapoda; Cambaridae
Source: RefSeq, a predicted model, not a curated record